AGAGGUUCCGGGUUUUCGGGGUGGGGUUUGGGAGAUGCCUCCCGUGAAGAAGUCCAAGAAGGGGAAGCGGAAAUCCAAGGAUGGCAAGCUCAAGAUUGUCAGGGCGCGGGGCGCGCCGCCGGCGCUGCCGCCGGAGCUCCGCGCCCUCGACACCGAGUGGUGGUACGCUUUCCUGAACAAGCAAGUCGAGCUAGAGCAUGCUGUGCCUCCAGAUGAGGGGGAAGCAUUCAGGCACUUCUUCAGGACUUCAAGGAAGACUUUUGACUACAUCUGCUCCAUUGUUAGGGAAGAUCUGAUCUCAAGGCCACCGUCUGGACUGAUCAACAUUGAGGGGAGGCUGCUCAGUGUGGAGAAGCAAGUGGCAAUUGCCAUGAGGAGGCUUGCGUCCGGUGAUUCCCAGGUGUCAGUAGGGACUGCUUUUGGUGUGGGCCAGUCUACUGUUUCACAAGUGACAUGGAGAUUUAUCGAGUCGAUGGAAGAUAGGGCUAGGUAUCAUCUGGCAUGGCCAAGCCAAGAGAGACUUGAGCAGAUCAAAGCUGUGCUGGAGGAUGCUUAUGGCCUUCCGAAUUGUUGUGGUGGUGUUGAUGCCACCCACGUAAUCAUGACGCUUCCUGCUGUCGAGUCAUCUGCAGAUUGGUGUGAUCAUGCAAAGAACUACAGUAUGUUCCUGCAAGGGAUUGUUGAUGAUCAGAUGAGGUUUAUUGAUAUUGUUACUGGUUGGCCUGGCAGCAUGACAUUCUCACGCCUGAUGAAAUGCUCUGGGUUUUUCAAGCUCUGUGAAGCUGGGGAACGUUUGAAUGGCUCUGUCAAAGUUUCAGCAGAGGGUGCAGAGAUCAGGGAAUACAUUGCUGGUGACUCAUGUUAUCCUCUACUCCCAUGGCUUAUGACUCCAUUCGAAGGAAAACAUCUGCCUGCCCCAUUGCAAAACUUUAAUGCCCGCCAAAAAGCUGCAAGGCUGCUUGGAACAAAUGCCUUGGCGCGGCUGAAGGGAUCCUGGAGGAUCUUACACAAAGUCAUGUGGAGGCCUGACAAGAACAAGUUGCCAAGUAUAAUUCUUGUUUGCUGUCUGCUUCACAAUAUACUCAUAGACUGCCAUGAUGAAUUGCUUCCGAGUGUUCAACUUCCCGAACAUCAUGAUACUGGCUAUAAUCGAGAAAACUGCGAGCAGGUGGAUCCUAAUGGCAAAGUGAUGAGAGAAAACAUUACAGCACAUCUCCAACACUGUGAAGCUUCCAAGUUUCUCUGCAACUGAGCUAAGUUAGCUUGUUGUUUUGCUGGGAUUUUGAUGAUGCAUCAUUAUUCCUUUUACCUUAUGCAAUUUCCCUUAGUUUCUGUUAUUGUAGUGAGACUUUCUGAUUGCAAUUCAGUAAAGAUUCUCUAGAAAUGGCAUGGUUCAGUACUAUAGAAAAUAGCUAGUUGGAAAAUUACAAGGACUAGCCCUCAUGCUUGGGUUUAUGUUCUUCAGGAUAAUGCCAGUCCUCAUCAUGCUGAGUGCCAUGAAGUUGCAUAAUGUAACAAAAUUCAUGAAUGAUCUGGUAACUGGUAUCUUAUUUUUUGAAUGAUUUGAUAUCUUAAGUUAGGUUGGUUU
Molecule: messenger RNA, 1588 nt
Organism: Zea mays
Lineage: Eukaryota; Viridiplantae; Streptophyta; Magnoliopsida; Poales; Poaceae
Cellular component (GO): ESC/E(Z) complex; PRC1 complex
Molecular function (GO): chromatin binding
Source: RefSeq, marked provisional